Molecule: messenger RNA, 5410 nt
Organism: Caenorhabditis angaria
Lineage: Eukaryota; Metazoa; Nematoda; Chromadorea; Rhabditida; Rhabditidae
Source: the annotation of a GenBank genome assembly
AUGUCGUGGGUCCGUUAUACAAAAACGGGUGUGGCUGUUGUGGCAACAUCGGCCGCCGCCGCUUUGGCACUUGAUAUGACGAACGAACGAAGAUUUCAGAGACAAGUUGUGGGUUUUUAUUAUUAGAAAAUAUGUGGUUAUGACGUGGCAACAUUGCUAUCAAAUGAUGUAGCGGAUUAUUUUUUUGAAAAAUUUUCUAAAAAUAUUGUUUUAUCAUUAUUGUUAUAAUCAAAAGUUCAAACUACACAUGAAAACGGGUCGAGAUUAUAGUUGGACAUCAACUAAAUUGACUAAAUGACAUUUUCAGGUUUUUUAAGCAAGUGAGUUGAAAUAUUGCGUUCUAAUUUUAUUCACAUGGUCUAAGACGAACAUAAUGAUAUAAAUUUUGAUGAAUUUACGUUAUCCAUAAGUGAUUUAGCGACUUUUAGUCGAUAUUUAGUCGAAACGUCGCUAAAUCACUUAUAGAUCAGGCCUGAUCGGAAUGGACCUUGUCGGAAGGUUAGGAAUGAGCACACUCGUUCCGAGUGGUCAGAUCGUAAUUCCGAAUUCCGAACCUCCAUUCCGACAUUUUUACCUCGGAAUUUUUCGGAAUGUUUCGGAAUGAUAUAAAACUUAAAAAUAGUGUCUUCAAAAGUUACAUUUUUCGAGAAUCACAAGAGAAAAAGAGAUUUUUUGAAAAUGAUAGGUAAAAUUCAUCAACUCUUCCAUUUUUUUGUUGAAUUUUCCACUAAUUUCAGCUCAAACAUUCCGAAAAAUUCCGAAAUUCGGAAGAAAAAUUCUGAAAUUCGGAAGAGAAACACAUUCCGAAAUUCCAAAAAGGUUCGGAAGUAACAUCGGAAUGAUUCCGAUUUCGAGAAAAUAGAUUCCGAUUCCGAGACACGUUUGUCUCAUUCCGAAAAACCUGUCGGUUUCGGAAUUUCGGAAUUCCGACAUUCCGAUUCCGAUCAGGCCUGUUAUAGAUAACGUAAAGUCAUCAAAAUUUAUAUCAUUCUGUUCGUCUUAAACCAUUCUAUCAUAUGAAUAAAAUUAGAAACCAGUAUUUCAACUAACUUGCUUAAAAAACUUAAAAAUGUCAUUUAGUCGAUGUCCAACUAUAGUCGAGUUGAAAUGAUGUUUCUAAAAAUCCGCCAUUUUUGCUAAAAAUGUGAAAUUUAAAAAGCUGAAAUCAAAAUUUUCUGAAAAUUACAUAAAUGGGCUUCUAUUGAAAUUUAAAAUCUGGUUUUUCGCAAAAAAAAACCAACUUUUUCCAGAAAGAUCAUUUCCGAACUGUGCACGCUGAUAGAUUGGCUGAAUUGAACAAAAGAGCUCCAAGUGCACUUCCAACAAGAAAGGAUAUUUUGGCAUCAUUGAGUGUGAGUUAACCGAAUUCCCUUCUAUUUGUUUCAUCACGAAAACUUUUCCAGAAAGGCGAAGAAUUCGACGUAUUGAUUAUUGGCGGUGGUGCAACUGGUGCUGGUGUCGCGCUCGACGCAACAACUCGUGGAUUAAAAACCGCGCUCGUUGAACUCGAUGAUUUCUCAUCCGGAACAUCUUCCCGAUCAACAAAACUCAUUCAUGGCGGAGUUCGAUAUCUUCAGGCGGCUAUUAUGAAACUCGAUUUGGAACAAUAUCGAAUGGUGAAAGAGGCGUUGUUCGAGCGAGCCAAUCUUCUCGAAAUCGCUCCACAUUUAUCUGCACCACUUCCAAUUAUGUUACCAGUUUAUAAAUAUUGGCAAAUUCCGUAUUAUUGGAGUGGAAUUAAGGCGUAUGAUAUUGUUUCGGGAAAAAGAGUGCUCAAAAAUUCGUUCUUUAUUAGCAAAGCUCAAGCAUUAGAGAGGUAUUUAAUAGAAUUAUUUUUUUAUUUUUUAUAGAAAAUUCAAAAAAUUGUAGAUUCCCAAUGCUCCGCAAUGAAUCACUUAAAGGUGCAUUGAUUUAUUAUGAUGGACAACACAAUGACGCAAGAAUGAAUUUAGCUAUUAUUCUAUCGGCAAUUAGACAUGGAGCUGCUGUAAGUUGGAGUUUUGUUGGGAGAAAAUGAAUUUUUUUUGAGAUUUAAAAACGAUGUAGAAAACUGUUUUAAUGUGAAAUCCCCAGAAUUUCUAAUGGAUCAAUUCAUCUGGAGAAAAAAUGAAUUUCGCGACAUUUUUUGUCGCGAAAUUGCAUUUCGCGAAACGACACGAAAUUAAUAAAAUAAAAGAGGAAAUUCUUUUUUCGUGUGUUGGGUCUCGCAGCGAUUACGUGUCCCUUUAAUAUUUCUCCUUUAUUUUCGUGUUUAUUUUGUGUCGUUUCACGAAUUGCAAUUUCGCGACAAAAAAUGUCGCGAAAUUCAUUUUUUCUUCAGAUGAAUUGAUCCAUAAAUAUUUGUGAAAGAUCUCUAGAUUUUGAGCUGAAAAAUCGUUCAGAUUAAUGUCUCCGACAUCUAGUUCUAAUAUAUAAAAACUAUAAUUUUAAACGAAAGGUCCCAGAAAUCUGAAUUUUUUGACGCAAAAUACAAUUUUUUUGUGAUUUUUCAACUUUAAGAUCAUGAAAAUCGCGAAAAAAUCUCAAAUUUUCAACAAUUGAUUUUUGAUAAAAAUUUUGUUUUAAUCCUAAAGUUUUUGAAAAUUUAUUUAGCGCCCUGAGAAAUUAGCAUUCAGAAUUUUGAGUAAAAAAAGUGCUCCUCUCCUCUAUCAAAGUUAAAAUUUUAAAAAAAAUAUAAUUUUAUACGAAAGGUCCCAGAAUUCUGAUUUUUUUGACUCAAAAUACAAUUUUUUUUUGUGAUUUUUCAUCAUAAAAACCGCGAUUUUUAACUCAAAAUUCGAAAAAAUCCCAGAUUUUCAACCUAGAAUUAAUUCAGGGUGAAAAAUGGAGAAAUUUUUUUUUUUAAAUGCUAUAGUUUUUGAAAAUGUAUAUAGCGCCCUAUGAAAUUGGCUUCCAGAAAUUCAGACAUUUUUUUUCUAGUGUGCCAACCACGUCCGCGUUGAUAAACUUCUGAAAGACGCCGAUGGAAAAGUGAUUGGUGCUCAUGUCCGCGAUCAAAUUUCUGGAGCUGAAUGGGAUAUCAAAGCAAAAGCUGUUAUCAAUGCAACCGGUCCAUUCACCGAUUCAAUUCGUCUUAUGGGAGAUCCCGAUUCAGCCAAACCAAUCUGUGCUCCAAGUUCAGGAGUUCAUAUCACACUUCCCGGAUAUUACAGUCCUUCGAAUACCGGUCUUCUCGAUCCAAACACAUCAGAUGGUCGUGUCAUUUUCUUCCUUCCUUGGGAAAGAAUGACGAUUGCUGGAACAACUGAUUCACCAUCAGAUGUCACACUUUCGCCUCAACCAACCGAUCAUGAUAUCGAAUUCAUCCUCCAAGAAAUUCGUGGUUAUUUAUCGAAAGAUGUUUCGGUUCGUCGAGGAGAUGUCAUGUCAGCUUGGUCUGGUCUUCGUCCACUUGUUCGUGAUCCAAAUAAGAAUGAUACCAAAUCGCUUGCCAGAAAUCAUAUCAUCGAAGUCGGAAAAUCUGGUUUAAUCACAAUUGCCGGUGGAAAAUGGACAACCUAUAGACAUAUGGCCGAAGAAACUGUUGACAAAACAGUUGAGAUGCAUAAUUUGACACCGGAAAGUAAAUGUGUUACACCUGGAUUAUUAUUAGAAGGUGCACAUGAUUGGAAUCCGUUGCAAUAUAUUCAUUUGGUACAAGAUUAUGGAAUGGAAGUUGAUGUUGCUCAACAUUUGAGUCAAACAUAUGGAGAUCGUGCAUUUGUUGUUGCUCGAAUGUGUAAAAUGACUGGAAAACGUUGGCCGAUUGUUGGCAAACGUCUUCAUCCCGAAUUCCCAUAUCUCGACGCCGAAGUUCGUUACGCAGUUCGUGAAUACGCUUGUACUGCAGUCGAUGUGAUUGCGAGACGUAUGCGCUUGGCGUUUUUGAACACGUAUGCUGCUCAUGAAGUCUUGCCCGAUGUUGUUAGUAUCAUGGCGGAGGAGUUGGGAUGGUCGAGUGCUGAGCAAAGAGCACAACUCGAGAAAGCUCGGCAAUUUAUUGAUUUGGAAAUGGGACAAAAUGCGAAACAGACUGCGGUGUCGAAUGCGCCAUUGAAUUUGACAAGGUUUGUGGGGGAUUGCUCAUACUAAACAACUUUUUUUUGGAAAAAAACAGGGAUUUCUCAUAUGAAAAAAUUAAGGUUUCCAUGAAUUUUUAGCAAAUUUUUCUCGAAAAAGCCCUUGAAUUUUUCUCAAUUCUGACCCGAUUCAAAAAUUUCCGGAAAAAAACGGAAAAAAGUUUAUUUUUGAAUUUUUUUAUAAACAUUUUAAAAUAUUGAAAUAGCUUGAAAAAAUACGUUUCAAAGAAUUUAGAUGUUUUUUCGAACUGUUUUAAUUUUGAUACUGAUUUUUUCAAAAAAAAAUUCAAAAAAUCUUUUUUUUAGAAAAAACCAGGGAUUUCUCAUAUGAAAAAAUAAAGGGUUCCAUGAAUUUUUAGCCAGUUCUUCUCGAAAAAUCCGUUGAAAAUUAGUUUUUCCACCUAUUUUUUGGGAUUUUCACAAAAAUUAUCCACGGAAUUUUCGGUGUCUAUUUCGAAAAACUUUCAAAAAGUGGUUUUUUGGGUCUGAUUCAGACUUUUUCUCGAAUCUGACCCGAUUCAAAAAUUACCGGAAAAUGGGUUUGUUUUUGAAUUUUUCAUAAAAAUUUUAAAAUAUUGAAAUAGCUUGAAAAAAUACGUUUCAAAGAAUUUAGAUGUUUUUUCGAACUGUUUUAGUUUUAAUUUACAAAUUAUUGUCAAUCCGAAAAUAAAAGAACCCCCGUUUGAAUUGGCGCUCACGUACAGUAGACUAAAAAUGACGCACAUCAAACUGGUUGGCAAAUAGCCAGCGUGUAAAUUUCGCAUUUUAUUUUUCAAAUAGACUUCAAAAUUUUGCAAACUGCUUCAAUUUUAAUACACAAACUUUCAACAAAUUCAAAAAACCUUUUUUCAGAGCCGAAAUGCAAUUGGCCAAAGAACGUUUCACCAAAUUGGACAAGGACAACAAAGGACAUAUUACAGUCAACGAUUUGCGAAGACAUUUCAGAGAACAUAACCAAAAAAUUGAUGAACGUGUUUUGCACGAACUUUUGAAUGAGGUUGAUUUGAACAAGAAUGGAGAAAUUGAAAUUGCUGAAUUCUUCCAGGUAUGAUUUUAAUUGAAAAGAAAAACCGAAUUUUAUAUAUGAAAAAUUCAAAAUUUUGAAAUUUCAGCUGUAUUCUGGAUUGAAAGGUGGACAAGUGACAAGUAAUCGAUUGGUUGGAUAUUUGGAUGAGAUUCAUGGAACACCAAGUGUCAAUCGAGCUUGCGGAGGUCUAUAAGUUUUUUACCAAAAUUUUUUUUUGCAACUUUGUAUAAUUUCUCGCAUUUUGCCCCAACUAAACUAACUUUUUUCUUAUUAUUCAGACGAGAAACCGUCGUGUAAGAAGUAUUUAGAUGAGAGACCGGUUUGA